AACCUCAAGGUUUAACCUGUGAAAAAUCACAAGAUUUAACCUGUGAAGAACUUCAAGUAAUAACUAAUGAAGUAUCCCAAGUAUUAGCUCAUGAAAAAUCUAAUGUCUUAACCUGCAAAGAACCUCAA
Messenger RNA from Racocetra fulgida, 128 nucleotides. NCBI's taxonomy places the organism in Eukaryota, Fungi, Glomeromycota, Glomeromycetes, Diversisporales, Gigasporaceae. The record is from the annotation of a GenBank genome assembly.